UUCAUGCAGGACCUCAAUCGUAACAUAAAACGACCAAUUGCAUUUGAUGCGGUCAUGCGUGUACGAACAAGCACCGGUAUUCGCGCAACAGAUUUCCAUGGUAAUUUCUUCAUGUCAAACACGGUUGACGUUGAGUUAGCAUCGAUUGAUUUUGACAAGGCAGUUACAUUUGAGAUCAAACAUGAUGAUAAGUUGUCUGAAGAGACAGGAGCAUUUGUACAGGUUGCAGUGCUAUACACAAGUGUCAGUGGUCAGCGUAGGCUUCGAUUACUCAACUUAUCACUUAACUGUUGUACACAUGCAGAUAUGUAUCGCAGCUGUGAAACAGAUAGCAUCAUUAACUUCCUAUCAAAACAUGCAAUGACAGCAUCAUUGGCCUUCAAUCCCAAAGCAAUUCGAGAUGGAUUAGUCAAUCGAACGGCACAGAUAUUAGCCUGCUAUAGGAAAAAUUGUGCUAGCCAAUCAUCACAAGGCCAGUUGAUCUUACCUGAAUGUAUGAAACUCUUGCCGCUUUAUUGCAACUGUAUUAUAAAGAGCGACGCUUUGCAAGGUAGCUCGGAGAUCAUGACUGACGAUCGCAGUUGGUUGAUGCAGACGGUCAUGUCUAUGGAUGUCCCGUCCAGCCACAUCUACUUUUAUCCUCGCUUGGUACCCUUGCAUGAAUUAAACCCAGACUCCAACACCCUACCAGUUGCCAUCCGCUGCUCGGCAGACCGUCUCAGUGACACUGGAGUCUACUUGUUAGAAAACGGACUCUCAAUGUUUAUGUGGAUUGGGCUACAUGUGCCUCAGGACUGGGUACAAAAUGUUUUUGGUGUCAACUCAGCCGCACAGAUUAAUAUAGAAUCUCAAAAACUUCUGCAAAUUGAUAAUAAAGUAUCAAACCAGGUGCGAAGUGUGGUUGAUGAUGUGAGGAAGAUGAGGCCAAGGUACAUGAAGCUAACCCUGGUUCGUCAACGUGAUGCCCUGGAAGGAUGGUUCCGUCAUUUCUUAGUAGAGGACAAGGGGUCAAAUGCCACAGCAUCUUACGUUGACUUCUUGUGUCACAUGCAUAAGGAGAUACGCAAUCUGUUGAACUAAGGAAGAUGGUAUUGCAUCCAUUCUUUUAUUAAAACAUGAAACAUUGAAAAUUAUAAUAUUCUCUUGUGGCUGAUGAUUUAAUUACGAAGUUAUCAUAUGUUGCUUUCAGAUAUCACAUGGCCUUUGAGGGGAAAUAUCUAGAUUUGUAUCAUAACAUUUGUAAUUAUCGACGCAUCCAACUAUUCUUUGUAGCUCAUAUUUCUUGGUAGAUGGUGGCUGUUUCUUAGUUCAUUUUGUACUUGUGAUGUAUUGUUUAGUUAGAGCCUGUGAUAAAAAUUGAGUUAUUAAUCAGUUAAAAGUCACUCAUUAACAAUUUUUAUUUACAUGCUCAUGCACUCAGUAAUUAUAACAUUUAUCUACCAAUGACAUAAAUAUAGAAUUUUAACAUAAAUAUAUUUUCUUUAUGCAAGUACUACAGAACUUCCGUGGUUAGUUCUAGUUUCUAUGGAAAUUUAUCAUAAGUUUGAAGUCCAAAACAAUGACUUUUUCCAUCAGGAUCUUUGGUUACAUUUUCUCUAGACAACACUCAAGGCAAAUUAUUAGGUGCCACAGAAAUGUUUCAUUUACUACAGAAAUCUGAAGACAUAGAAAUGGAAAUGCAUUUUACAAACUUGAAAAGUCUGCUUUAUCUGCUAACAAGUUUGAAAAUUCUUUUAUUCAUUCGGCACAAGGAAGACUAAACUACAAAAUGAUAAGAAAGCUGUUACAAAAGUUGGAAAACUUGGUAUUGCCUGAGCGAAAUGUGAUUCCUUGUAAACUAAUUUUGUUAAUAUAAAAUAUAUAAUAAGUAACCCCUCCCCCCCCCCAUGUAUUGAAAUUAAACAUUUGGAAAUUGGAGGAAAGUAUUCCCGAGUUUCUUUUAAUUUUCUUUACUAUGCCUAUAAAUUUGUCACAAACAAAUGUGAGGUCUCUCCAAGAAAUAAGUCUCAGGGUUGGAAUAUCAAAAAUUUAGUUUAUAUUAUACAAUAUGUGGAUAGAUCACAUUAUAAGCUUUGGUUUGGUCUUUGGCUUCCCUAAGAUGAGUAGAUCCAGAGAUGUGAGCAUUUAAACUUUAGGUGCAUGAGAACCAGGUUUUGAGAAAAUUAGCUCCUAAGAUAAACUAACCCGUACAAAUAAUAGGACUAGAAUUACAGAACAUGCAUGGAGUACACUAUUUUAGUAAGAAAAUUCAUAUUAAAUGUAUACAAUCAUUAAAAUCCGACUUUUGUAAAAAAUUUCACUGUGACCUAUUUUGGUGAAUAUCUCAGUAUGAUUUCACCAGUGAUGCGUCUCAUUUCGUGGUGAGACCUCCAUGGCACAAAUUCUGUAUCUAAUAUAACAUUAUCCACAUUAAUUCAGAUUCCUAGUGGAAUAUGUGCUCUAACAGUGGCCUUAUCUGGUAAUGUUUGUUCACCUAAGUUUCAGUGGUGGUGCUAGUGGUGAUCAUUAGUUCAAUAUCCCCCCCCCCCCAGCAAAUUACUGGAGCCACCACUGCUCAUAUUGUUAUUAAUAUUAUUUUUAUUGUUAUUGUUGUUGUUAUUUUUAUUAUAUACAAAUUAUAGCAGUGACAAUGUUUAAAGGUUAAAAGGAAUGACACUAAUGAAUGAAUAAUUAUUUUGAAUACUUCAAUGUUAUUAACUAUUUCAUUACUAUUAAGAUAAUAGUGUUAAUAAUUAUAAUACUAAUGAUGACAAUAAUAUUAAUGACAAUGGCAUAUGGUACUACAUUGGAGUUAAUUAUAUUCGUGGAUUUCAAUAUUUAGAACGUCAGUUCCAGUGUAUGUAUGGUCUUCAUAUUCUAUUUUUUUCAAGAGCAUUUUUUCAGUGCCACCAUAUUUAUUUAAGUUUGCUAACUUUCAUUUAAUAGUAUAAAGAAUGCGAAUGCCAAAGCUUAAAAGGCUGAUGUGGUGACAGAACAUGGAAGCCAAAUAUAUUGAUGUAAUUGGAAGUGGCCUGACUGUCCUGAUUUUGUAUGCAGGCAAUGAAACUUUUAAAAAAAGUACUGCCACAAGAUAGAGGGCGCCCUAUUAGAAUUUGAAUAGAGUUUAGUCGAAACUCGUCUUUUAAAGACACGUCCCUUCGUGGCAGUACGUUUUUUAAAUAGGAUUAUAUUCCAUCGAAACCACGAGCCGGACAUUUUUUUUCGGUUCUGUACUCUUUCAUUCCAAGUUUUGGAGGAAAACACAUAUCUAAAAAAACAUAAAUCAGUUUUAAUCAUAUAACCAAACACUUAACAUUAGCAUGAAAACUAUUUCUGUUCAUGCCAUCCCUUUGAGUUGUGGGAAAAUAUUUGAAUGACAUAUUUUUAGUAUUGAAAUUCUUAGCUACAGUAGUACAGUAUUGUACUGAGUGUAUAUACAGACAAGCCCCAUACCUAUGUAGAUCUUUUGUUUUUACAUAAAGUUAAAAGAAAUUAUAUGAGAUGCUUAUUGUAGUGAAUGAUGUCAGAAUGUAAUGCAUCAUUCCAUUGACUUGAUGGACCUGAAUAGUGAGAUGAUGUUACUUCACGAAUCAUGUGAUUUAUCUAUUCAGGAAUAAUGAUUAAAUUCUAAAUCGUUA
Molecule: messenger RNA, 3617 nt
Organism: Anneissia japonica
Lineage: Eukaryota; Metazoa; Echinodermata; Crinoidea; Comatulida; Comatulidae
Product: protein transport protein Sec24C-like
Biological process (GO): COPII-coated vesicle cargo loading; intracellular protein transport; endoplasmic reticulum to Golgi vesicle-mediated transport
Cellular component (GO): endoplasmic reticulum exit site; COPII vesicle coat
Molecular function (GO): SNARE binding; zinc ion binding
Source: RefSeq, a predicted model, not a curated record